UGAUGCUGGAGAUGUGCAGCUGUUGGAUGCCAAUCGCCGAUACACCCCACCGAGGAAGAAGAAGAAGCGGUGCAGCCAAUCGUUGGAGGAAGACUCACGUUUACCCAGUUAUUCUUGUUGUAGGCUACUAAAAUAUGGAAAAAUCUCUCAAACUGCACUCCGAUCUAGCAGAGGACGUGGCUACGUCUUCGAGCUUUCGUCAAUUCAAGAUAAAACACUUCCACUUGGAUCUAAGCGUGGACUUUGAGAAGAGAACUUUGAGAGGAACUGAAACGCUACAGCUGAAAUGCAUCCAAGAUUCUCAAAGCGAGCUACUGUUGGACAUUCAUCCCUCCCUCUCAAUGCAAGAGGUGUCCUACUGCCGAAGUGAAGAUGAUUCGGAUUCGGUGAAAGUAGAAUUCAUGACGCGCAAUUUCACCAGUUAUGGCACCACACUGGUUGUAAAAUUCCCAGCACCAUGUAAAAUUGAGGAACAGUUUCGAGUGGUGGUCAAGUUUCUUGCUUCGGAUGGACCAGGGGUGUGCUGGCUGGAUCCAGAGCAGACAGCUGGGAAGGCCAAGCCUUACGUCUUCACCCAGGGCCAGGCCGUGCUCAACCGCUCCUUCUUCCCCUGCUUUGACACGCCGGCUGUCAAGAGCACCUACUCGGCCGCCGUGAAGGUUCCUGAUGGUUUCACAGCAGUCAUGAGUGCCAGUAAGGGAGAACACAGGAUGGCAGACAACACGUUCCUGUUCACCAUGGAACAGCCCAUCCCUUCCUACCUGGUGGCCUUGGCUGUAGGAGACUUAGUCUCUGCGCAGGUGGGGCCAAGGACCCGAGUGUGGACAGAGCCAUGCCUGCUGCAGGCAGCCAAGCAGGAGUAUGACGGAGUCAUCGAGGAGUUUCUGGUUGUGGGAGAGAAACUAUUUGGACCCUAUGUCUGGGGAAGGUAUGACGUGCUGUUCAUGCCACCGUCAUUCCCCUUCGGGGGCAUGGAGAACCCCUGCCUAACUUUCGUAACCCCAUGCCUCCUGGCUGGAGACCGCUCACUGGCUGACGUCAUUGUGCACGAGAUCUGCCACAGCUGGUUCGGUAAUCUGGUAACCAAUGCCAACUGGGGUGACUUCUGGCUCAACGAGGGCUUCACCAUGUACGCCCAGCGCCGGGUGUGCAGGGAGAUCUACGGAGAGGCCAUCACUAGUCUGGAGGCAGCGACUGGGAGGGCUUUACUCAGACAGCACAUGGACAACACCGGAGAGGACCACCCUCUCAAUAAACUGCGUGUGAAGAUCAAACCAGGUGUUGACCCUGAUGACACUUACAAUGAGACGCCAUAUGAGAAGGGCUUCUGUUUCGUCUCUUACCUGGCCCACCUGGCUGGAGACCAGAGUCACUUCGAUGCCUUCCUCAAGGCCUACGUUGACAAGUUCAAGUUCCGCAGUGUUAUGGCAGAGGACGCUCUGGAGUUCUUCCUGGAGUAUUUCCCUGACCUGAAGAAGAAAGGAGUAGACAUGAUUAAGGGUCUGGAAUUUGAUAGCUGGCUCAAUGUGCCCGGUUGGCCUCCCUACCUCCCUGACCUGUCGGCUGGCAAGAGCCUGAUGAAGCCUGCUGAGCAGCUGUCAGAGCUGUGGGAUGCUGAGGUCCUGGAUAUGGCCAGCAUCAAGACGACCAACAUCCAGGCCUGGAAGACUAACCAGGUUGUCUACUUCUUGGAAAAGAUCAUAGAGAAGUCCCCACUGCCUAGAGGUAAUAUGGAGAAACUGGAGGAGCAGUACCCUCACAUCGUGAUGUCAAACAACGCUGAGCUACGACUGCGCUGGGCCCUGAUGGUCGCCAAGAAUCAUCACCAGCCAGGAUAUCAACAUGUGCGCAGCUUCCUCGGCUGCCAGGGGAAACAGAAGUACACACUGCCUGUGUACCGUGCACUGUGGAAUGGAUCAGAGGAGACCAGGGCUUUGGCCACAGAGAUCUUCAGUGCCACCUCCCAUCAGCUCCAUGUCAACGUCCGCAACUACGUCAAGAAGAUCCUUGCCUGAGCGCAUCAUAGGAGCUGAACAUGAGAUCCAGAGUCUAGUCUCACUGACCCUGGCCUAGAGAUAUAAUAGAGGAGUAGUAGUCUUACCCAGUACUUUCAGAUGGCCUCCUUUAUUUAAAUGUACUGUACCAGGUUAGAUUGAGAUGCCAAUGUCAUCUAGCUUGGUCAGUGGUUACCAAGGAAAAGAGGCCAAUUUACAUAUUUUACGGUUCAAUUUAGGUAUUUAAGCAGGCCAGCCUUAAAGGCUCUGCUGUGGGUAUGUCUUACUUAAAGUACUUGCUGUGGGAGGGCAUAAUACUAAUUAAGUAGUAUUGGUAAAAAAAAAAAUUUGAAGGGAAAAUAAAACUAGGUAUUACUUUGUUGUAUUGAGUAUGUAAACCAUUGAUUAUGCUUUUUUUCACCCAAGCUAAGCUGAAUUUAAAUGUUCCAAACAGUAAAAGUACACUCUUUUGAAGUAAAUCCAGUAGUUGGUUUUCAAGA
Salvelinus fontinalis (brook trout) is the source of this 2494-nucleotide messenger RNA. It is a transcript of the gene rnpep, whose product is annotated as arginyl aminopeptidase (aminopeptidase B). The transcript is spliced from 11 exons. The coding region runs from base 135 to 2015 and encodes 626 amino acids. Gene Ontology annotation, biological process: proteolysis. Lineage: Eukaryota; Metazoa; Chordata; Actinopteri; Salmoniformes; Salmonidae. Gene Ontology annotation, molecular function: metalloaminopeptidase activity; zinc ion binding. The record is from RefSeq and is a predicted model, not a curated record.